This is a messenger RNA of Onychomys torridus (southern grasshopper mouse), 5460 nucleotides long. It is a transcript of the gene Trim26, whose product is annotated as tripartite motif containing 26. Bases 110 to 1747 code for a protein of 545 amino acids. The record is from RefSeq and is a predicted model, not a curated record. NCBI's taxonomy places the organism in Eukaryota, Metazoa, Chordata, Mammalia, Rodentia, Cricetidae. The transcript has 9 exons. Gene Ontology annotation, molecular function: protein binding; zinc ion binding.
AGUGUUAUUUGGAAGGAAGCCACUCUGCUCAUCUAAGGAACUAGAGAGGUCUGAUCUCUGAGGAAGAAAACCCCUUCCAGGGAACGGAGACCCCCGAGCUAAGGGCGCAAUGGCAGCAUCAGCCCCCUUGAGGAGCCUGGAGGAGGAGGUGACCUGCUCCAUCUGCCUGGAUUAUCUGCGGGACCCAGUGACCAUCGACUGUGGCCAUGUCUUCUGCCGCAGCUGCACAGGUGAUAUCCGCCCCAUAUCGGGGAACCGACCAGUCUGUCCGCUCUGCAAGAAGCCCUUUAAGAAGGAGAACAUCCGGCCUGUGUGGCAGCUAGCCAGUCUGGUAGAGAACAUUGAACGGCUGAAGGUGGACAAUGGCAGGCAGCCGGGAGAGCUGGCCCGAGAGCCACAGGACAUGAAGUUGUGUGAACGGCACCAGGAAAAGCUGCACUACUACUGUGAAGAUGAUGGGAAGCUGCUGUGCGUGAUGUGCCGAGAGUCCCGGGAGCACAGGCCCCACACUGCAGUCCUGGUGGAGAAGGCCGCCUUGCCUCACAGAGAAAAAAUCCUGAACCACCUGAAUACCCUAAGGAGAGAUAAAGAAAAAAUUCAGGGCUUUCAGGCCAAGGGAGAAGCUGAUAUUCUGGCUGCGCUGACAAAGCUGCAGGAGCAGAGACAAUACAUCGUGGCGGAAUUUAAGCAGGGCCACCAGUUUCUAAAGAAGCGGGAACAGCACCUGCUAGACCAGCUGUCCACCCUGGAGCAACUCCUCACUGAGGGCAGGGAGAAGUUCAAGACCCGGGGCGUCAGUGAGCUUGGCCGAUUGACUCUGGUCAUCUCCGAGCUGGAAGGCAAGGCACGGCAGCCCGCCGCAGAGCUGAUGCAGGAUGCCUGCUCUACACAGGACACCAAGGACUUUGCCAAUAGGUACCCACGGAAGAAGUUCUGGAUUGGGAAAGCCAUCCCUCACAUGGUUAAAAGAAAGGCAGGAGAAUUCUCAGAUAAACUUCUCUCUCUGCAGCGAGGCCUGAGACAGUUCCAGGGCAAGCUGCUUAGAGACUUGGAGUAUAAGACAGUAAGUGUCACCCUGGACCCACAGUCGGCCAGCGGGUACCUGCAGCUUUCAGAAGACUGGAAGUGUGUGACUUAUACCAGCCAGUACCAGAGUGACUGCCUGCACCCCCAGCAGUUUGACUGUGAGCCAGGGGUGUUGGGCAGCAAGGGCUUCACCUGGGGCAAGGUAUACUGGGAAGUGGAGUUGGAGCGAGAAGGCUGGUCAGAGGAUGAGGAAGAGGGGGAGGAGGAAGAAGAAGGGGAAGAGGAGGAAGAAGAUGAGGAGGCUGGCUAUGGGGAUGGAUAUGAAGACUGGGAAACAGAUGAGGAUGAAGAAUCACUAGGGGAGGAAGAGGAGGAAGAAGAGGAAGAGGAGGAGGAAGUUCUGGAAAGCUGCAUGGUGGGAGUAGCCAAAGACUCUGUGAAGAGGAAAGGGGACCUCUCCCUGCGACCAGAGGAUGGUGUGUGGGCCCUUCGGCUCUCCUCUUCAGGCAUCUGGGCCAACACAAACCCCGAGGCCCAGCUCUUCCCAGUGCUGCGGCCCCGGAGAGUGGGCAUCGCCCUGGAUUAUGAAGGGGGCACUGUGACAUUCACUAAUGCAGAGUCACAGGAACUCAUCUAUACCUUCACGGCCACCUUCACUCGGCGCCUGGUUCCCUUCCUGUGGCUCAAGUGGCCAGGAACACGCCUCCUGCUGAGACCCUGAAUUCCAGAACCUGCCUGGGCCACACUACAGAAUCUUCAGUUCUCUGAGAUUAGAGGACUCAGAUGAAGAAGGGUUGCCUGGACCAUACCCAUGGAAACUUCCUUUCUCUGGGAUCCCAAGACUGUGUGAUGGAUGGAUGGACAUUCUUGGUCAGAGCACCAGGAGCAGGAGAGAGGAGGGACAUCACAUCCAGUUGGCACCCAUCUCCUCACAGUCAUGGCAGGAUCUCUCUCAGUGUGUCACUUCAUCUGUAUUUCUUGUUUGAACUUCUCACUCUCCUGCCCAUUUCCUCUGGGAUGACUCUCUCCUUCCUGAGAACCCAUUGUCUUGGCUCUGUGUUCUCUGUUGAGUAGGGCAGCAGCAGCAUUUUCUCAUUCAGUUGUUGUCCAGUGCUCACAGGUAUUCAAAGAGACCACCAGUGACAUCUGAAGCCAUUUGGCUGUCCUCAAAUUUGAGGUUCCUCUUACCCCAAAACCACUCUGUUGCCUACCUUCCCUGGCUUCUUAAACUCACUUUUCCUACCCCACCAGAGUUAAAUAUCUGAAGAAGCAGGAUUGAACAUAGUCAAGAUCCGAGGCUGUGUAAGUUUGUGUCCUGGAGUACUGGUGAAAUCAGCUCCUGGUGUCAUUAGCAAAGCUCAUGGCCUUCAAACCCAGAGCUGAAGAAGGGGUGGGACUCCCCAGGGCCAUCUGUAUCUCCAAAAGCAUCUUGGUACUGUGACUCAGGCAGGAGCUGUGGUCAAUAGAUUACCUCUGCAGAGUAGACCUUGUGAAGGGAGUUUUUAAAACAAUCCCAACAUCUUGUUCUUAAUCAGUGGGUCUAAAAACACGGAGGCCCAGGAAAUCACAACUACCCCUGCUUCAGAGUCUCCAGCUGGUGUCUCCAGGACAGCUUUAGGCUUCUGCUGUUGGCACCAUGGAGUGACCAGAAUCACUUUCUUAGGAGAUGGAUUGGAGAAGGGAAGACAGUCAUGAGGAAUCUGGAGAACUCCCCCCCCAGGUCUUACUGUGAGGAGAGGACCUGCAGUGUCUCCCUGUUGACCCACCACCAGCCCCUUUGUCCAGUUACCCAAUGCCCACAGUUGAACACCAGCUCCUGCUAUCCGAAAUGAUGCCCCUCUUCUUAUCCUUAAACAUUUCACAUUUCCUCUGCCUGUCCAGGUGUUAAGCUUUUCUUUGCUCUUGAGAGGCUGCUCCCAGACUCUGGAUCUUGGUGGCCGUAGAGUCACCACACUGUCUCGAGACUGAACACUUUGUCUAUAUCACGCGCUGCCUGAGUCACUAGUGCACACACAGUGGCUCCCUCACCACUCUGUUUUCCCUGGAAUUAGUCAUCGCUCUUCUCUUCCUUCUCCUUUAAUUCAUUUCCUGUGUCUUUAUUACUAAAUAAACUACAAGUUCUUUUUAGUGAUCAGCAAUCUCAAGACAGUCAUCUGGUGCUGUCUCCUUUUAUCUUGAUGCCUCUGAAGUGACCUUGAGCCCGAGUCAUCGAUUGAUUCCUUGUUAUCCUUGCUAGAUGCUCUUUUGUCAUCAGAUUGGGGGUUCUGAAUUUCCCCCUGAGGCCUCUAGCCCGGGCUAACCUCAGUCUCGUUAUGUGGCUGGCCUUAAACUUCCGGCCUCCACCUUCCAAAUUCUGAGAUUUCAGGUCGGUGCCACUAUGCCUAGUUUAUACAGUGCUGGGGACUGAACCCAGGGUCUCAUGCAUCCUAGGCAAACAUUCCCCUCAGCUACACCCCAACCCAUGAUCCUUUUUCUGGCCCCUAUGUUUCCUCUCCCAAUUGGUCACACAUUAUCUGAUAACUUGCUGAGGUGAAUGUGGAAGUCAAUUUUUUUUUAAAAUCUUAGGUAUCUAGACGUGUUUAUCUCACUUGUACACUUAAGGGAUUGGCUAUAAGAGUCUUCAAAAUAGUUUUCCUUCAGAAUGUCAGAAGAUUGCUUUACUGCCUUAAACUCCAGUUCAGAAUUCCCAUGGGGCACUCUGCCUCAUGAUCUUUCCCAGAGGCCUGUUUCUGGUUUACAGGGGGUUGGAAAUCUUAUCUAUAUCCUUACUCCACACACUAGCACAUUCCACAAUGAGUGGCAUAUUUGAACCUCCCCCCCACCCAGACACAGACACAAAACAUAUGUACAUAAAAUUAAGGGACUGGACAGGAUCUCAACAUGUAGCCCUCGCUACCCUGGAACUCACUGUGUAGACAGGGCUGGCCUCAGACUCACAGAUUUAAAGGCUUAUGCUGCUGAACCUAGGGGAAGGAAAAGUUCAAACAAACAAACAAAACACCUGGGGCAACCUAGGAAAAGAUUUUGGCUCACAGUUCUGAAGGUGCAGUCCAUGAUCAGUGGCCUCAGUGCUUUUGGCUUCUGUCAUGGCAACAUAUCCUGAUAGGUGUGCUUGACAGAGCAAGUCACACAUCUCCUCAGUUGGGAAACAGAAUGAACCAGGCUCCCAUAGUCCUCUUCUAGAGCACACCCCAGUGACCUCACCAUCCCACCCUGCAUACCAGUCAUUUAACAUGGAUUGUUCAGAGGCCUUGAACAUCAGAACUGUCACAAUAGACACAAAACACAAAGGCCUGUGGGUCACAUGCUUUAUUAGGGCAUUCAAAACCUAGAUAAAUGACCUGUGGGGGCUUUGGGCCCCACCCAGAGUUGAUGAGCUCCCAAAGCAUAUCUAGCUUUGUGUCCAAAAGUCCCUAUAAAUUAAUGCAAGCUGAACAGAGUCCUGGUUUCCCUAUAGUGAUCAUUUUGAAGCUUUUAUGGGGUUUUGUUUUUUGUUUUUUCCCUUCUAAAUCCUAUUGGCUCAUAGCUUACUGAUGUCUAGGGUGUAGCCUACCUUGCCUGCCUCUGGCUCUCCACUCAGAGGGAACACCAUGUCCACGAACAGGACUACAAGGAGCUUAAUUUACUCAACACAUCAAUUUAAAAAACACUGUACAAGAUCCCAAGACACCAAACUCCAGUCUCACUUUUGGAUGCUAGGGACAGGGCUGGGUUCCAGGGUGCUGGUGUCUGCCACACUUCCUGGUUCCACCUCAGUCGUUCUGAGUCAGGCAGGAACUUGCUUUCCAGGUGAGGUAGAGUGGAGAGGGAGUUGGCAAUUGGUGCCCUGGUAUGGGAUGUUUGCAGGGUCUCUCACCCAGCUGGUAGUCCAGGCCACAUCUACACUGUGAAGGACAGCUGUGUCCCCUGGUUCAGUACAAGUAUGUGCUAGCCAGCUGGAGCAAGAGCAUCAUGGCUCAGGUGCUGUCCUUGGUGCCCAGGGCCUAUUCUCCCCUUACCCAGGCCACCUCAGCGGCCACUCCCACGGUGCAGCUGACAAUCAGGUGGACAUUACGUUUUCGAAGAGAACCAGGCUUGGGUUUGUGAUCUGAGGGUCCAGAAUGACCACACAUACACACUUCCAGGAUGGAGCAUCGUCUAUUCGUCUAUGCUGCAUGCUUCUUAGGCCUCUAUUUCUGGAGGACAGAUGUGACAAUUCUGCCUAAGAAUUUGCUUCUUAAAGUGAGGUGGCCAGAUCAUGGCACAGUGCCUAGAAGCUUGUUAAAAGAAUCUUGGGUCCCACUCUAGACCAACCAAACAAAAGCCUGCAUUUUAACCAGGUGUCUGGAUGAUGUUUCUACAGCAAGUCGGAGUAGAGAUCAAUAAAAGAAUAGGCAAGUGCUUGUGGGAGCAAUUCAGCUCCAAUUUGAAAUUAAAUGUUAUUUUUGCUCUUCC